Messenger RNA from Branchiostoma floridae (Florida lancelet), 1747 nucleotides. RefSeq lists its product as uncharacterized. Bases 32 to 1747 code for a protein of 571 amino acids. The transcript is spliced from 16 exons. NCBI's taxonomy places the organism in Eukaryota, Metazoa, Chordata, Leptocardii, Amphioxiformes, Branchiostomatidae. Gene Ontology annotation, molecular function: protein binding. The record is from RefSeq and is a predicted model, not a curated record.
UACAUCGAGCCAAUAUCAUCUUGCUGUCAACAUGCAAAGAUCAAGACACAAAACACGGGAACGACUGAGAUACGAUGGUGACAAAGAAGAAGAACUCAUGCGACAAUUUGGGCUAGACUACGUGUUAGGCCCAGAUGGCCAAGACAAUGUCCCUGUCCCCGAAAUCCUGGCAUGCCUUAUUAUGGAAGCAGGUGAAUGGUGCAACAUCGGGAUGUACGGGUCAGCUGUUCCUUUGUAUGAAGACGCUCUCUCACUUCUUAACCACUUUCCCAAUGGACCACUUCGCUGUGAGCCCAUCUACUGGCUCAGGGCAAGAUGUUAUUACGAAAUGGAUCAUUUUGAGAAAGUCAUUCAAGAUUGCACACAAGUGAUCAACUUUGACAAAGGAGGGACCCUUCCUUGUACCUGGCACUGCUACCCAAUGAAGGUUGAGGCCUACCUAGAAACAGGACAAAUCUACAAGGCUCUCGAAACCGCCUACGAAUUUCACAUACAUUGUCCCUGGCUUCCUCAGGCGACGGCCAUCAUUGGGGACUUAAGAAGACAGUUAGAGGCAGAGGAACGCAAGCGGAAGAAAUUGGGCGACAAAUUGAUACAAGAGGAGCAGUCCAAGAGGAGGAGAACAGUGCGCGCUAAACCUCCGCUGAUGAAAAAGAAGAAAAAGAAAGCUAAAGACCCCAGGACAGCUGCAGCAAGCAAAAGAGGUGCUACAAAUGAGACAUAUUCCAACGAGUCUGAUGCAUCAAGUCAUUCUAGUAUGAGUGACAGUGAGCCCCAAGGACUGGAGGGUGAAGAAGACACAGACCAAGGAGCACUGGCGAUGGUUGGGAAAAGCCUGCCACCAAUUUCUACACACAACAGAUUCGUAAAUGUACCUGAGGUGGAAACGAGAAAGCAAAAACAUACAGUGACGUCGACAAAGAGGAGGAAUCAUUCAAAUGUUCACGUUGCGACUAGAUCAACAACUGGUGUCCUUGCAGCUACGUCACCCAGGCACGUCAGAGAGUUUCCGUCGAUGAUGAUAGGAAAGUCUCAAUCACACAGGAGCUUCUCAAAGCGCGAGCAACCCUUUCAGUCACCAAUAGUACAAGCUACAGCAAGGACUGAAAGGCGCGGCGUGCCUUAUACGAGUCCGACUCUUCGGAGAGCUGAAACGUCAUAUCCUAAGAGGCUCUUCCCAACAUGCCUUGAAGACAUCAACAAGGGGAAUACGGCAAUGCAGGAGGCAAAAUGUUACUACUGUCAGCUGCAGUGCAACUCCAAACAGCAGCUUCAAAAGCAUUAUCAGGGGAAGAAACACAGAGCCAAACUCCUUUCAGAUGAUUCUGACGGGAUGUGGCAACAGAGAAGACCGCCCCCUGGCGUCCCCGGAGGGCAAUACAAGAUGUGCCCUUAUGGAUUCGAACGCUGCAUACAUCGUACGCUUUGCACGUAUGCACAUACUAAGGAAGAGCUGAAGGAAUGGCAGGAAAGGUAUAACAUACGAAAGAAGACACUGAAUAAAGCUCAGUCAUCUGGUACAUAUGGUUACUCCUUUGGUGAGAGAUUGGCUGAAGAGUUCAAGACAAAAGGCAAAGUAGAACUGCUCUCAACAACCGUACAGUACGCACGCCUCCUAGCGGAACCUGAAGGUACCAGUGUCAUGUUCCCUGAGCGGGGUAGAGAAUACACGUGGACCAUGAAAGUUCAGGUGGGCUCAUCGAACUUUUCUGUUGUGUCCAAACUUCUCAAUGCAUCACCAUUUUAA